AUGGGCUUCUUUAGCUUCUUGACGCGCAAAUCUUCCUCGGAUAAGAAUCAGAACCAGGUCAAGGGUCAAUCUUACAAAUCGACAGUCGCAUCAAUACCUCCCAUCCAAGGAACUUAUCCCGUCGCUGGAAAUGGACCCAACGUGCUGGACCAGCUGCAGCAGGCGGCAAGGAAGCGCAGCCAGGCUCAACUCUCUGUAAUCGAUCACGAUAUCGACAUUGACCCUGCCGCGCCUCCUCCAAUGGUCCCUCGCUUUCGCAGCUUCUCCCCAGGACGUCCAACAACAGCUCCAAACCAAGCUCACGCCAAUAGCUUCACCUCGCGUCCGAGGUCCGUCGCCCGUAGCAUCCGCAGCACCAACUCAGCCUGGAGCGUUCCCGAAAAGACACGCGCAGCCGUGCGCACAGUAGAGAGACCACCACCUGUGCCUUCAAUUCCAUCUCACCACCGCCGCGAGAGCUCCAUCGACUCGUUCCAGGACGGCAACCGGUUCGUCGACGUUCUAGACGCCCAGGGCGAGAUCAGACCGUCAAACUUUCGCUCGCGCGUCGCAGCCACCGGCGUCCGCGAGUUUGGGGAAGACGUUGCCGAGCGCAACAUUGGCGAGAACGGUCUGAACCUUAACAGCCCUGCCGUCAAGGCCUUUUACCGUCUUUCCAGUAGCGGGAGGUUGACGCUGCAGACUUCUGACAGUGGUGGAUUGUCUGUUCACGAUUAUGAUGGCUUUGACGACGAUGAUGACGAUUGCGCUCCGCCGCCUGGUAUUCCUCAUCUUGAUCUGGGAACGAUUCGAGAAUCUUCAAGACCGACGAGUUCAUCUCAAGCAUGGAGGUCAUUUUCAGGCUCAAUUGGCGGAGAAAUGCUAAGAUCCAGUAAAUCGCAACGACGUCUGGAUAAACGCCCCGAGACAUCAUCCCAAACAGCAGCGUCACUAAAGAAUCGGAGGAGAUCAUUCAACGCAUUCGCAUCUGCACCUGAACCGCAGAGGUCUAAGCCGAGACCUCUCAGUUUGCAUCCUUCGUUAUCAAAUUUUAAUUAUUCGGCGCCUCUGUCACCACCGCCGAUGCCCACGUCUCGUCCAAAAACGAGUGAAGGUCGAAGUCGACAGCGAAGUAUUGGUAUGGUUGAGAUUGAGAGUCUGGUUGAUGAAGCUUUUGAUACACCAGCACCAUGUCCGAAUCUCAUUCUCCCUCGUCAUGACCCUCCAAUUCCUCGCCAUGAUCCUCUUGUCCCUCGUCAUGAUUCUUCUCUUAUCCGCCCCGACACGCAUCACGGCCCACCAACUCUUUCUCUCUAUCCCCGCAGCGACAUUUCUCAACCCUCACGACCUUCUAGCUCUUCAUCAAUGGAUAAACCACCCCGCAACCGCUCCAUUGGCGGCACCUCGGUUCUCCGACAUCAACGCCUCGACAACAUCACCGAACACAUUCCCGUUCGGACGUCAUCUCUAACUCUCAAGUCCCAGCCUUGCAUUACACCAACCACAAUGUCGUCCGGGUACUCGAGUAACCCCUUCCCGAGAUCUCAGCACACACCGAGCACUUCCAUCGACGCAUCUCUUCCUCCGUCAAUCAAGAUUAACCACGAGCGCGAACAGAGCGGUGGAAUGCCCACUCUUGGAAACCAGAACAACUACUACAACGCCGCCGAAGACGACUUUUCCGCCGAUACUCUUGUUCCUUCACGUCGGGAACUCGAGCAGGAUCUAAGUCACCCCAUCAACGCAGGCGUAGAAGCCGAGUACUACAUCUCGGAUGCCAGCGAGGACUCUGUAGACUCAUUCAUCGCCUGGAAGGAGGAGAAGCGACGUGGAGAAGAAGGUCUACUGUACAAAGAAGACUACGGCAUCGCAGGAGGCGGUCUUCCCGGUUUAUUCGAGCCUCUCCCGAUCCCCAAGGCCCCAGCAGAACCGCCAGCACCCAUCAAGCCACCAAAGACGCCAAAGAGCCCAAAACGCCCAACAACAAGAGGCACCACAAAGAGCAACAAGUCGACGCCGAAAAAGACACGACACCAACAACAACAUCUCCGCCGCAGCCGCACAAGCACAUUCUCCCCACCGCGUCGGGAACCCCGCAACGGCUCAUCCUCAGAUGACGAAGGCUCCGACUCGUUCUGGGAGCGCGCGCGCGACAUGCCCCACGGGCCAAGCUUCGUAUCCCUGGCUGAGCUUGGCAUCGACCUAAAGCACCUAGGUCUCGACCAAUACGGCCUCACCGAGGAGGAUGACGCCAAGGUUGACAUUCACACGGCAGUCAAGCUACGAAAGGAGAUGCGCCGACGCAAGAUGGAGACUUCAAGUCGACGACAUACGAGGAGUUAUGUUGACGAGGCGGAUGUAGAGGAUUAA
Fusarium vanettenii 77-13-4 is the source of this 2349-nucleotide messenger RNA. RefSeq lists its product as uncharacterized. NCBI's taxonomy places the organism in Eukaryota, Fungi, Ascomycota, Sordariomycetes, Hypocreales, Nectriaceae. The record is from RefSeq and is a predicted model, not a curated record. Bases 1 to 2349 code for a protein of 782 amino acids. The transcript has 3 exons.